Messenger RNA from Brenthis ino (lesser marbled fritillary), 630 nucleotides. The record is from the annotation of a GenBank genome assembly. Lineage: Eukaryota; Metazoa; Arthropoda; Insecta; Lepidoptera; Nymphalidae.
AUGCCGAAGAAGUUUGCAGGCGAAAACAGCAAAGCUGUAGCUGCUAGACAACGCAAAGAAAACAUUAAGCAAGAAAAAGAUCAAAAAGUAAAGAAAUUGGUUGAAGAUGCUGAAUGGGAGGAUAACGACGAUAAAUUAAAGAAGAAACAACAGAAAAAGGAAGAACAAGAAAAGAAACGCCUAGAGCAAUUACAAAAAAAAGCUGAAGCCAAAGCACUCUUGGAAAAAGAAAUGGAAUCAAUUAAGGGCAAAGUGGCUGCACCUCCACCACAAAAGAUCACUAGAGCUCAAAUUACACAGAUGAAAGAAAAAGCAGUUAAAACAGAACCCGUGAAGCCUGUGCCAGCAAGAGUGGUCGUAGAGGAACCCCCUCUAGAAGAGAAUAUUAACAGGUUACAGAUUGAAGGAGAAGUGGCUCAAUCUGUAGAGGAGGCUAUUUCUGUACUUAGUGACAAGACUGAUGUAGAUAGGCAUCCUGAAAAACGACUGAAGGCAGCAUUUACAGCUUUUGAAGAAGUCACUUUACCAAGGUUGAAAGCAGAAAAUCCAUCGCUCAGGCUUUCACAACUAAAACAAAUGCUUAGAAAAGAAUGGCAGAAGUCUCUGAACAAUCCUCUGAAUCAGAAAGCU